ACACACACACACACACACACACACACACAGAGAAUUAUAUGAUUGCUCAGAAACGGAUAUCUUUAUGGAUUAAUUCUUAAUCGUUACAAACAGGAAGUGAAAGAAAAGGAAUGAAUUCAUAGUAUAUUGUUAUUAUAUAAUUGAAUAUUAUACAUAUGUAUAUGUAUGCUACUUAGGAUAUAGUAUUAACAUACAAUUCAAUGCUAUUAAACGAUUUCUUCUCAAUUUUAGUUAGACACCGAAUACACCGACGCGCAUCCUUCCUUUAUAAAAUCGAAAAAUUCUGUCUUCUUUUCGCAUACAUAUAAAUCCAUUGGAAUUGCGUUGCACUGUCAUUUAUAAUCGAAUGCAGAGUUGAAGAUUCUUAUUCGGCUGCAUUCCUAUUCUGUAAACUAUAAUCACAACCAUAUAAUAUCCCGACCGUUUUCUCCGCAAUUCAAUAGGCAUUUAAACCGAAAUACUGGCUCGCGUCGCUAGAAUUUUCCUUUUACCCUAAAACUGAAAAACGUUGUGAACGAAGUUCCGUUAUCGACGUGUAAUGCUAUCCGAUGAAUAUAUCCUCUAUUGUAUCGGAAGCAUCGGAAUUAACAGACGACGAAUCCCAUUGUUGUACGAAGAAAUACAAAGUACAAGAAAUAGGCUUGAAUUUUAUCGUAAUCGCGAAUUUGAGUUACCGAUAUUAUCUAAUCUAAUCUGUCCAGUAUUACCCAGGUUAAGGGAUUUUUUUUUUUUUCUUAACGAAUUGAUGAGUCGUCGUAUGAUAUACGCGUACUGUGACAGCAAUUUUAAACUUUAAUUUGCGAUGUUUGUUAUUCUAAAUUUACGGUGUCUUAAGCAUAACUAGACGUUGAUAUAAAUUCGCAUAAAAACAACGCCCAUGUCUUCUUGAUUAAUGCGCGGGAAUACACGCGGUUUUGUGACUAGAAAAAUUCAAAUCCGACGAUCUGCUUUGUACUUAUUAGGUAUGUGACAGAUAGCUGCUGGAAGUGCUGGUUUUUAAUUAACCCGUACCGAGCAUAACAACGGGAUUGUAACAUUGUGGUGUGGGCAAAAGCAGAUGCACUGAUAAUGACUAUCGCAGAUAACAAUGUGUCUUAUCAUGUACGAAGUAUAUAAAGAUAUGAUUAUUUUAUGUAUGCACGAACUAUAUACGAUACACACAUAGUGUGUUCCAUCGGAAAUCCGUGGUUUCGUUUUUCCGCCUAUCACAAUAUCGAGCUUGCUUCUUGGACUGGUGCACAAUAUUGUUUUUGCCGUAUAUUCGUCGCGUGGUUUUUAACUGUUGCUGGGUAAAUAUAACGUACAUUGUGCUAUACACUUGUAUAAAAUCAAUUUAUUGUCUUAUCGUCAAAAGUGUAGAGUGACAGGGUGAUCCUAAGAAAGUAUUCACCGUGAAAAAAAAACCUUGUCUGAUUCUCCUGGCAUCUGUAUUCAGGAGUUAAUUGGUUGGGAUGCCUGCAGCCGAGAGGAAAUUACGCGUAUGCGUCAUUGGCACAGGUGCUGCGGGCCUUUGCGCAUUGCGUCACUUGGCGACCGAGCCCGCGGUUUUUGAAUUUGAAGCAUUCGAACAGACUGAUCACAUUGGCGGCACGUGGGUUUAUAACGAGAGCAUCGGAGUCGACGCUAAGAAUCAACUUCCCAUUCACUCCAGCAUGUACGAAAGUCUCAGAACAAAUUUGCCAAGUGUAAUAAUGAACUUUCCUGAUUGGCGGAAGAUGGGCAACGGCGAGAAGAGCUGCAUCUCGCACUCCGAAGUCUUAUCUUAUUUAGAAGAUUACACAAAUCAUUUUGAUCUUCGUAAAUAUAUUACGUUCAACACCAGCGUUGAGACUGUACAACCCAUAUGCAAUGUUCGGUGUACCGAUCCUGCAACCUUGGUUACUUCAUCAGUAGCUAAUCGUCGAAUUUGGAAAAUAAAAAUAAAGAAUGUCCUAAACCGUACCAUAGUGGAAAGAGAAUUCGAUGCUGUAUUUUGCUGCAACGGUCACUUUUUUGAACCGAACGUUCCGCCUAUACCCGGGAUUCAACGAUUUCCUGGCAUAGUAAUGCAUAGCCACGAUUAUCGCAAACCACAUCCGUUCACUGGUAAAACCGUCCUUGUCUUGGGAGCAGCUUCUUCUGGCGCUGAUAUUGGAAUUGAACUGACCGGAUACGCUCGCCACGUUUAUCUUAGCCACAACAAUCCUAGACUGAUUUCGGCUCUACCGGCGAACAUGACCGAGGUGAUGGGCGUAACCGGGGUGGAAGGCAACCGAUUCAUCCUCAAAGAUGGGACAAGCCUGUUCGCAGAUGCAUUCCUGUAUUGUACGGGGUACAAGUACAGUUUUCCUUUCCUCGACGAGACCUGCGGAAUUACAGUUGACGAUAACUACGUUCACCCCCUUUACAGGCACAUGAUAAACGUCGAACAUCCAACGAUGUGCUUUGUCGGGAUACCACUCGUUGUUGUGCCGUUUCCAAUGUUUCAUAUACAAGUACAAUACUUCAUCGCCUCGCUGAAAGGUAACGUGCGUCUACCCUCGAAGGAUAUCAUGCUUCAGGACGCGUUGUGCAAGUCACCGUUAAAACGACGCGCGCAUCGGCUUGCGGACAAUCAGUGGGAAUACAACGACGGCUUGGCUCGAGACGGGGGUUUUGAGCCUCUUCCACCCUUCUACAAAGCCGGGUAUUCGGCGUGGAAAAUUCAGAGAAGUCGGAACUUGAUGCACUACAAGGAUGCGAAAUUCGUCAUUGACGACGAUGGCGAAAGCGUGCAGAUAAUACCAAACGAUAAUACUGCACCUGUGAUGUCUAGAUAACUGAAGUAGUUGGAACAUAAUUAUUCGUUCAUAAAUAUUUUUUUUUUCAAGUCUUUCCAAAAAGAAUUGGUUUUGAUAACGUAUCAAGCACGCUAGGGAAAAUAUAAUUCAUGUACCGUUUGAUACUACAUACGAUGUAGAUACUUUUUACGUACAUAUAAUUCAGCGUCACUUUGACAGGGACAGGAACGAAAGCCCGAUUUUAAAUCCACGAGAAAGUUUACUUUCUGGUUAGAUUCGAAUUUAUACGUUAUAUACUGGUAUAAAUGCCGAGCAAUGUAGAUGUUGAGAUUGUUUCUAAUAGGAUUUUAGAUUUCGAUUCUGAUGAAUCCUAAUCGGGAGUAUCUCGCAUUGUCGACGGGAUCAUCGUUAUACGUAAUUGAAGAUUAAAUGAAAUCAUUUCUCACGUCGCAUGUUUUCUCAUCAUCUUUUCAUCGUCUCAUUUCUGUUUUUUGCGAGGAAAGUUGCGAGGCGUUGAUGUAAAAGAAGAUACAACACUGCGAACGUCCACAAUUGAUUGCACUGUACUGUGAUUAUUCGGUCAUCGUCGAGGCGGUUAGUUUUAAAAUCGAACAAAAAAGGUUCUAGUUUAUAGACAAAUGGCCACCUAUUGCCGAAAUUGCAUGAUCUAAGAUAAUGCCUUACAAUUAGUCUGUCUCUCCGUUGCAGUUGCUUUCAAAACAGUACCAAACAGCGUUUUUUCAAAUUUCGGAUUUUAUGAGUAACAUUGCCGCCAGCUUAAGGAAAUAUUGAUCGAUUUUGUACGAUAGUGGUUGACAAUGAAAUAAAACAAAGAAUUUAGAAUCGAAACAAAUUUAUUUAUAACACAAGGACAUCUGUAAUACAAUGAUACCAUAACUAGCUCGUUCAAUAUAUUUAUUUUCAUACAAUA
Molecule: messenger RNA, 3690 nt
Organism: Neodiprion virginianus
Lineage: Eukaryota; Metazoa; Arthropoda; Insecta; Hymenoptera; Diprionidae
Product: flavin-containing monooxygenase FMO GS-OX-like 4
Exons: 6
Coding region: 1452-2798 (448 amino acids)
Molecular function (GO): flavin adenine dinucleotide binding; NADP binding; N,N-dimethylaniline monooxygenase activity
Source: RefSeq, a predicted model, not a curated record